Sugiyamaella lignohabitans is the source of this 1035-nucleotide messenger RNA. RefSeq lists its product as uncharacterized. NCBI's taxonomy places the organism in Eukaryota, Fungi, Ascomycota, Dipodascomycetes, Dipodascales, Trichomonascaceae. Bases 1 to 1035 code for a protein of 344 amino acids. The transcript has a single exon. The record is from RefSeq and is a predicted model, not a curated record.
AUGCUCUAUCAUAUUAGGUUCUACAAAGUACCGACAAUAUCGAUAGAUUCUAAGAAAGAUCUUGUGUUGAAAUCUGUUAUAACAAUUACAAAUGAUUUAGGUGAUAAAUUUUUCUUUGGUAAUGUUAAUCUCAAAGUUGAUAUAGGUGUGGGUCUGAAUCCCAUACUUCUUUCUUGGACUUCAGGUAUGCAAAGUUGUAACCUAAAUAUACCGAUACCCAAGCGCACAAAAAGCAUUAGCGUCAAUGUCAUAGCUGAGAUCUCUUCAUUAGAUGAUGUUUUGGAGGAGAAUCCCCAAUUUCUACGCCUAAAGACAUUGCCAUUUAAACUUCCAUCUGGAACUUGCGAGAGAGUAUCCAUACGUUAUGACCUUCUUCAUCCUCCAGCGACACAAUCUAACAAUGGGUCCGAAAGCAUAGACAGAUCAACUGAUAAGCUUGCAAGACCGCAGUUGACUAUUGCAGAAGAGGCUGGGAGUAACAAUUUGGCCCGUCAUGUAUGGGAUGCUGGACUAGCCACUUGCCAAUGGCUAGUUGAUAAUAGAACCGUGAGCCAACGGAAACUUCUUGGAUCUCCUCGUACUAUAGUGGAGCUUGGUACAGGUUGCGGUCUAGUAGGGUUGGCACUCAGUAAAUUAUUUAUCGAUUCGAAGGUUAUACUCACAGACCUGGAAGACGCUAACGAAAUCUGCAAUCGUAACAUUCAACUAAAUAUAGCACAGACGAACAAACGAAAGCGAGAUGUCCAUAAUGUGGCUUUCCAAGUUUUUGACUGGGAUAGCGACGAGACACCAGUUGAAAAGGACAAGAUUGAUCUGGUCGUGGUUACAGAUUGUACCUACAAUCCAUCUUCUUACGAUUCCCUUCUCAAAGCACUCAGCAUAGUGACUCGAACAGGCACCAAGAUUCUACUUGCUCACAAGUAUCGUGACCCUGACGAAGAAGAAUUCUUCAAGCGACUUACUUUCAAGAAGCUCUUAGAUACCACCGUCGACUAUUAUUCCCAGUCUGUUAGGCUGCUUGUAAUGGAAGCUUAG